UUUAUGGAAUAGAUUCAUACAAAUCCUUCAUAUUUUCCUGAGUAAUUGCCAAUUUUGUUUAUUUUUCCUUUUGCUGUUUGCAAUUAUUUUCACCAAUUCCAAGUAAUAAAUGAGGAAUUAUUGUCCGGUAGAGAACGAUGCUUUAAAUAUUAUAUAUUUUGAUAGAUCUACACGUGAACAUAAAUUAGUUAAUUGGGAGGGAAUUAAACGAGAUUAGAUUCUUGGUGGGGUAAAAUUCAGAAUCUUUCGCUAUGAUACCACAUAAAACAAACGAUUACUCUAAAAUCAUAAGCAAGUAGAGAACGGGGUUUCAAUCAUUCAUAUUCAACAGUAAUCAAUUAAAAUUCUGCAAAAAGAUAUGAUUUUUGUUAUAUAUAUAUUUUUGUGCAAUUGCAAAAAUGGAUCCGCGCAAUACUCUAUCAAGAAUUGUUUACUGAAGAAGGAUUCAGAGAUAACAACCCUGAAUGAAACACAGCAUUGUGACAAGCAUCAGAUAAUGAAGAUACAGAUACCAUUUUACUUUCUUUUUUUCCUUACAUUGUCUUAUAAUAUGUUGUAGCCAUACAAUUCAUGUCAACAUAAAAUUUUGGCUCUUUAUGUAUUAUAUAUAUUUUUUUGAUCUUGUGUACUAUAUCUGAGGAGAUUCAAGUAACACAUGAAAAAUCAUAAUCUGAAACUGAAACUGCCGAAAUCAUUGAUGUUACAAGUUGAAGGUUAGAACUUGGUCAUUGUACUGGUUGCUUUCCAAUGCAGUGAAUUCGAUUCUCCGAGUUAAUUUAGUCUUUUCGAAGAUCCUAAAUUCCUCUUAUUUCUGCUCCUUUUAGAGAACCGAGAUUCGCGAUGGAAAGCCGCGGCAUUCAUGAUCGAGAAGAGGCAUUUUUGUAGCAGCCAUUUAUGGAUCCUCUGCAGGGGGGUGAAGGCAGUAGCAGCAGUAAAAAGAAGCAUUCUGAUGCUACUCUGACCGAACAUGACGAAAAGGAGCAGCCGAUUAUACGAGACGACAGCAGCGUCGAGAAAGAGACUCCGCAAUCGUGUUCUUCGUCUUCUGACGAUUCGUCGGAAGAAGAUCUCUUCCAAUUCGACAUACCAUUAGUCAGCAAUCCGGCUCCCGACAGUGCCAAUCCUCACUUGGCCUCCAAUUCAGCGAAUGCGGUCGCAAGUCUGAUCGACGAUGACAUGAUAUGUCUCGGUCAUCAACUUGAACAUGAUGAGUUGAGCGAGCUCGGGCCGAAGCAGUCACCUGCGAUUCAAGUGAUGAAUACUGCCUCUGACGUUCCCGACCCGAAUCGGAUCCCUUCUUCGGUGUUCGCAAGGACUAAGUCUGCGACGCCGAUGGAAUGGAGUGUGGCUUCCAAUGAAUCUUUGUUCAGCAUUCAUGCCGGUAACUCGAGCUUCUCGAGAGACCAUGUUUUUCUUUCUGGCAAAUCCGAAGAACUGUUGAGUAACUACUCUUCAGGUAGUCCACUGGAUCUGUCUGCACCCGUACCACCGAAGUCCGAUGCCAGUCCUCUGACUACGAAUGCGGCGACAGUAGCAGAGAGUGGUGGUAAUGCAGCUGCAAAGGAUGUUCUGAAUGAUAGUACAGAGGGGGUCGGAGAUUCGGAUAGGCGUCCGGUCGAGAAGGCGCCUUCGCCUUCGUCUGCUAGUUUGUCGUGUCGCUCCGGUAGCAGCACGACGAGCUUUCGCUCCUUUGCUUUUCCAAUAUUGACAGGGGAAGGGAGGAGUGGGUCAAUAAAGGUCGAGCCCGAGCUUCCGGUGUCGACAAAUUCAGAGCAGCCACAGCAGCAGCCAGCGACAGCGGCGCCGUCUCAGGCGGAGACCCCAAAAGUCGGCCCCCCUUCAGCUGCUGCUGCUGCUGCACCUGCUGCUGCAGCUGAGAACAGAUGGUUUCCUUGCUGUGCUUGCUGCCCUUUCUGCUGCUGAUAGCUGAGCAUUCCUAGCAGAUCUCUUUUUUCGUUUUUUUUUUUGGGGGUGGGGUGGGCCCUGUUUUUUAAAUUUUUUUAAUUCCAAUUGCUGCUGGAUGGACUUGACAAGCUGAUCACAGCUUUAUGAAACAUUAAAUUUUGGGAGGUAUACUUUUUGCCCUGUGGAGUUGUGAAA
Messenger RNA from Ananas comosus (pineapple), 2100 nucleotides. Its product is annotated as hyphally regulated cell wall protein 3-like. The transcript has 2 exons. The record is from RefSeq and is a predicted model, not a curated record. NCBI's taxonomy places the organism in Eukaryota, Viridiplantae, Streptophyta, Magnoliopsida, Poales, Bromeliaceae. Bases 895 to 1923 code for a protein of 342 amino acids.